CUGCAAUAUGGAAAAGGGACACCGGCUCAUCUGUCUCCUCUUUGGUUAAAUGGACAGGUUUUGUCUGACAUGCCGAAUCAAAUCAGCUCUUCUUGAUGUCCAACGGGGCUUGGAGGAAGACUCACGUUUGUUGCUUGGAACGGACAAGCAAGGCAACAGGAACUUGGAGCUAAUCAAAUCUGUCCACGACCUGAAACUGACCAACAAGGUUGAGGCCAGUGAUAGCGACUCAGAUAUUGAGAGUAAGCUGGAGAGCUUGUCUGUUUCUGAGAGCAAGACCAAAUACAAGAAUUAUCUUGAAGCUUCAGAGUUCCAAUGGAAGUCCCAGACCAUCCAGGAGGACCCUCUGGAAGGAUACACAAAAACCAAAAUCAAGAG
This is a messenger RNA of Sceloporus undulatus (fence lizard), 378 nucleotides long. RefSeq names its product chromodomain-helicase-DNA-binding protein 2-like. NCBI's taxonomy places the organism in Eukaryota, Metazoa, Chordata, Lepidosauria, Squamata, Phrynosomatidae. The annotation marks the transcript as partial. The transcript has 2 exons. The record is from RefSeq and is a predicted model, not a curated record.